Molecule: messenger RNA, 864 nt
Organism: Empidonax traillii (willow flycatcher)
Lineage: Eukaryota; Metazoa; Chordata; Aves; Passeriformes; Tyrannidae
Product: DNA topoisomerase 1-like
Exons: 8
Biological process (GO): DNA topological change; DNA replication
Cellular component (GO): mitochondrial nucleoid; chromosome
Molecular function (GO): DNA binding; DNA topoisomerase type I (single strand cut, ATP-independent) activity
Source: RefSeq, a predicted model, not a curated record
GAAGGAGGAGGAGAAAAGAGCAACAAGAAGGCGCAGAAAGAGGAGGAGAAAGAGGCGGAAAACAAGUGGAAGUGGUGGGAAGAGGAGAAGAAGGACGAUGGGGUGAAGUGGACGCAGCUGGAGCACAAGGGGCCCUACUUUGCCCCCCUUUAUGAGCCCCUUCCCGAGGAUGUGAGGUUUUAUUACGAUGCUUCAGCCCUGGACUCGUUUUUGAUGGAUCCAGGCAAGGAGGGGGAGAAGGACUGGCAGAAGUACGAGGUCGCUCGGCGCUUGAAGGACGUGGUCCAUGAAAUCCGGGCCCGGUACCGAGCGGAUUGGAAAUCCAAGGAGAUGAAGAACAGGCAAAGAGCAGUGGCCCUCUACUUCAUUGAUAAGCUGGCCCUGCGAGCCGGGAACGAGAAGGAGGAAGGGGAGACGGCGGACACAGUCGGCUGCUGCUCCCUGCGCGUGGAGCAUGUCCGGCUGCACCGCCGGCUGGACGGGCAGGAGCACGUGGUGGAGCUGGAUUUCCUCGGGAAGGAUUCCAUCCGCUACUACAACAAGGUGGCGGUGGAGAAGCAGGUCUUCAAGAACCUGCAGCUGUUUAUGAAGAACAAAGACCCCUCAGAUGACCUCUUCGACAGCCUCAAUACAACCUUCCUGAACAAACACCUCCAGCACCUGAUGGAUGGUUUGACGGCCAAGGUGUUCCGGACCUACAACGCCUCCAUCACCCUGCAGGAGCAGCUCAAGGCCCUCACUAACCCUGAAGACAACGUUGCUGGGAAGCUCCUCUCCUACAACCGAGCCAACCGCGCCGUGGCCGUGCUGUGCAACCAUCAGAGGUCCGUGCCCAAAACCUUUGCCAAAUCCAUGGAAAUCCUG